Molecule: messenger RNA, 3679 nt
Organism: Clarias gariepinus (North African catfish)
Lineage: Eukaryota; Metazoa; Chordata; Actinopteri; Siluriformes; Clariidae
Gene: skp2
Product: S-phase kinase-associated protein 2, E3 ubiquitin protein ligase
Exons: 10
Coding region: 358-1593 (411 amino acids)
Biological process (GO): SCF-dependent proteasomal ubiquitin-dependent protein catabolic process
Cellular component (GO): SCF ubiquitin ligase complex
Molecular function (GO): protein binding
Source: RefSeq, a predicted model, not a curated record
ACCCCGUCCAGGGUGUACUGUACCUCGCCUUGUGCAACAGGCUUCAUACCCCCCGAUCCCACGAGCCUGUAUACAGGAUAAAGCGGUGUAGACAGUGUGACUGAGUGAGUGUUUCCUCCUCGCCGCUAGGUGUCGACACUUAUAUUAUCGUCAUAUUAUUUUGUCCGCCGCCGAAAGUUAGUGCGUCACUUCCGUUCAGCCAGGUUCGAGCCAAUGGCAUUGCGCCGAAGCAGGCGGUCACUCUACAGGUUUAAAUGCUCGCGCGAACUUGCUCAGAGUUUAGAGUAUAGAGGAGCUGAAAAUCCCUGAAAUCUGCAAUAAAUCAGUAAUAAACGCGCUAAAGCGGAAGAAGACAAGAUGUCAACCGAAGGGCCUCUACAGGAGCUGCCGUGCCUGAAUGAGAAUCUCGAUGGUUCCCUGCUGUGCAUGUCACAGUCCAAAGCGAAGAAAAGGCCGUGUGUGUAUGAAGACGGACUACACUCUGAAAACACUCCUCACGAGCUUAUCCAGCACUGGUCCCCACCCCGUAAGCAGCUCCGACCAUGUGCCAAGGGCAAAGAGAACGUCUUUGUCCUCGCCAGACGCCCCAGAAGGAGCAGAGACACCACGGGCGGUCUGUGUUGGGACACUCUCCCGGAUGAGCUGCUGUUGGGGAUUUUCUCUCGUCUUUCACUGCAAGACCUUCUCAGGACGUCCCGUGUCUGCAAGCGCUGGCAUCGACUGGCGUUUGAUGAGUCACUGUGGCACAGCGCUGAUUUGGUAGGAAAAGCCCAGCUGAAUGGCGAGCUGGGUCAGGUGCUCACAGCGGGGGUGUUGAGGCUGCGCUGUCCACACUCCUGUAUCAGCGAACCCGGCUUUAGGAACACACAACUCCUGCGUGUCCAGCAUUUGGACCUGUCCAGCUGUACUGUGCAGACGCCUGUGCUGGAGGACAUCCUGUCACGCUGCAGACGGCUACAGAACCUCAGCGUGGAGGGACUCGAGUUGUCCGACUCGAUUCUUCGGUCUUUAAGGGAGAACACAGAACUGGUGCGGCUGAACAUGUGCGGCUGUACUGGUUUCUCUGCUGACACUCUGACUGAGAUGCUUCAAUCUUGCACCAAGCUUGAGGAGCUGAACGUGUCAUGGUGUGACUUCAGCAGUGAACAUGUUCAGGCUGUCGUUAACCACAUCCCCUCCACUGUCACUCAGCUCAACAUCAGUGGCUACAGACAAAACCUUACCAUGGAUGAUGUAAAGAUUUUGGUGGAAAGAUGUCCGAAUCUCACACAUUUGGAUUUAAGUGACAGCGUCCUUGUGACUACGGACAGUUUUCCCUUCCUGCAGCAGCUCUCCUCACUCAGACAUUUAGCGCUAAGUCGCUGCUACCAGAUUCAUCCAGCUGCGCUCAUAGAGUUUGAGAAGUUUGCUGCUCUGCAGACCCUGGAGGUGUUUGGUCUCGUACAGGACAGUUCCCUGCCCAUCCUGAGUAAAGGGCUGCCACGGAUACAGAUCAACACGCAGCCGUUCUCGACCGUGGCUCGUCCCACUGCGGCCUCACGAAAAGAUCGCACACUGUGGGGAAUGCACUGUCGACUCGUGUAUAAACCCUAAGCAGCACUCCAGCACAGUUUGAGUUUGGAGUGAAACAAGAGGUGACUUUUUUUUUUUUUUUUUUUAUGUUUUAAAUGACCAAUAGUUUUAAGUGAUGAUGUGGUAACUUUGUGGAUCACUGUUAUGGCGAUAUCAUCUAUUAUGCUGUAUGAAUCACGCCUUACUUGUAAGAAACAGAAAAUUAACGAAAAAUGUUGUUUACAGACUCUAGAUGUGUGUCAACACUUUUGCACUUUCAGCAGGUUGACAACUUGUUUCUGUGAGUAAAGGACAUGACUUCAACAUGCUAUUUGUUACCAUUAGUGAUAAGUGCAGCAGGGUAAAGGACCUUAACUGCAAUGUUGGUUUUAUUCCUUAAAGUGUUUUAGGAAAAAGAAGUGCAAAUAUUGAACUUCUAACAAUUUUGUACCUUUUCAAAGUAUCAAUCGAACUGUGAAUGACUUCUAGUGCUUUAAUGUCUUUUGAUGAUGGUUUUUGAAAGUUUAGUAGUUUUAAACCAGAUGUGUAUGUUAUCGUUACAUGUUCAUUCCAGAGCCUCAUUUUAAUAAAUUAUUGAAUCAUAGGGAUGCACCGUUACAAUACAGAAAGCAGAAUUUUGAGUAUAGACCCAGGGUAAAAAGUGCCGCUGAGUGGUUUCAGUAGUAUUCAAUUAGGAGCUUCAGGCUGCAAACCAUGACAAAGCUGCAUAGCUUAAGGAGGUGUCUUAGUUUUUAACACCUUUUAUAGACAUGCCUAGUUUCAGUGUUCUUCCACGUAUUCGGGUCAAAACUGGUAUUUUUCCGUUAUGAAAAGUUUGGGACAGGAGUUUCCAGUUUGUUGGUAACCUGAAGUUGCUAAUUUCUAUUAUUUAAAAAGAAAAAGACUGAUAUGGGAGCGACUGUGUAAAGCUGCUAUAACCAACAAGUUUCCCACACAUUCUCAACUUAUCCAUCCAUAUGUUAACAUUUAUCCUUUACCUGAGGGGGAUCAUGGGCGAAUUGCUGUGCUUUAAGAGGUGGAAAAAUUGUGCUGUUAUUAGGAAAAUAUCAACUCCAGUAUCAUAACUUUUUUUUGCUUUUUUUUAUUCAUUACUUAUAAUGUGAACAUUUUGAUCGUAACCCAGUUAUUUGAGCAUCACUUAGGAAUGAUUUCAGAAUGUAUUUAAUACACUGAUCAGCCAAAACAUUAUGCCCAGUAUUGUGAAUGUUCUUUUUGUUCUGUGGUGUCUGGCACAUGGACAGGGUGGGGCCUCUGUGAAGGGGACUUGUUUGUCCAGUGCAUCCCAUGGGUUGCUCGAAUGGAUUCAGAUCUGUAUUGGCUUUUCUGUGGGAUUAGGCCAGCUUUUAUAAUUGAUGAAUGUUAAUUUUUUUUGGGUGUUAAUGUCAUGGCUGAUUAGUGUAAACAGUACAGUAUAUCAGUAAUUUAAAUCAGAAAAUGUGUUGUUUGUAAUACUGAUAUUCUGCAUCAGAUUGGUGCAUCUGUUUCAUGCUUUGUACACUGCACACAUUUUUAUGCACAUAAAACCAUAAAGCAUUAAAAUAAGAGUCUACUGAUCCUGAGUGAUUGCUCAUGUCUUGACAUGGCUAAUCUAAAACACUGCUCUGCAAAAUCAAAACCAAUUGGUUAACAGUACUGUAACAACAAGGGGAUGUGCAUGUGUAAGUACUUUGAAUUAGGCAUGUUUCCCCACUCACUAAAGGUGCCAUUUCAGGAAACCCAUUUGCGGUACACUUGUUAACUCACUGUUCAAUGUCUAUAUAAAUCAUCCAUUGUUAUAUACAAUUUUUUUUUUUUUUUUUUUGUAAUUUAAUCCGUUGUAAAAUUUGUAGUAGCUUAAAGUUUUUAUGACCAAAUUGCCUGAAGUCUUGGAAUCAGUUGGGUGGUUUACCACUGAUUAUGAAUACGAGUAAACUUGAAGCAAUCAGUUCUUUACUAAGAACAGAAUUUGGGAUAAUGUAUUUUUAUGAAUAUUUACUUUUGAAUGUUCACUGAUUUUUUUUAAAUAAAUAUUUUACGCUAUAAAUGUGUUCUCUGAUCAUUAUUGUGAGACCUUCACUUAGUUACUGACGAGUUGAUCGAAUAAGAACUUGCUCCUACUUGGGGUCAG